AUGAUUGCUAUUCGGCAAUGUCUCGGGGGACGAAGUUUAGAGAUGGCUCGUAAAAGAGCUGCUAAAGUGAUUUUGCCAGAGCGGCCACUGAGAGCUGGAGCAAAAGAGAUGUUCGAAAUCCACCUUCGCAUACCGGAUGCUGUUGAAGUCGUCAAUUCAGUUGUUAUUUUUGAGGGACGCUGUCGUUCUGCAUUUUCCGGUCACGAUUCCAUCCAUACAUUGAUCUCUAACCGAAUUCCUGUUCCUAUUCAGCAAUUUCUACUGCCAACUUCCAAGGGCACAAUGGUCUUAGCUGAAGGCUAUCAUCGACUUCCAAUGCUGUUGAUACUUCCAGCUGAUCUUCCAGGAUCUUUCGACGGGAAAUAUGGAGCGAUAGCCUAUCGAGUUGUUGCUAAGUUCACACUUCGUCGCUUCCCCACCGGUGAGGAGGCGUUGCUGGAAACGGAAAGUGAGGCUGUGGUCUGGGGUUCAACGGCGACCAACACAAAUCUACCACCUGUUUCAAUUCAAAGGCAUUUGCGGAAGAAGGCUCUCUGCUUCAAUCGUCUGGAUUGCAAUGUAACUUUCGAAGUGGACAAAUCUGCUUUCGUUACCGGUGAACACGUUCUUGUUACUGGUCAAGUGAAGAAUAACCAUAACACCAGUGUACUGAAACACGUUUCCAUAGAAUUACGUCAGAAAGUGUACUACACCAGCGGAGAGGCGAAACGAACAGAUAAUCGACUGAUCACUCGUUUGGUUUGCGGCUCAGUGGCUCCAGGUGACACCCUCACACUCCAUCACUCGAUUCAAAUCCCUCACGACUGCUAUCCAUCGUUGGAAAGAAAUGCGAUCAGUAUCCAGGUCACCUAUGAACUGUUGCUCACAUCGCUCGGGAAUUUCACUGUGGACGCUCCGAUUAUGAUUGGAACUCGUGUCGGUUGCCCAUCACCGCUGAGUAUCACGUCCGGCGAUAAGAGCAGCGUGUACUACUGUGUCCCACCGUCCGAGUACAGCACCGGCAGCGAAGGACCACCUCCGUACAGCACCCAUCCACAGCCUCGUCCUAUGUACAUACCUAUUCAUAUGCUCAAAACACCGUAUCGUCCGUUUGUGCCUGCCUACACUAUGCCGCCGAUGUUCUCCCCACCUCAGUACAAGGAGGAGCCGCGAUUCCUGAAAAUCGAGGAGAUCACCGAUUAA
Necator americanus (New World hookworm) is the source of this 1182-nucleotide messenger RNA. RefSeq lists its product as uncharacterized. Gene Ontology annotation, biological process: protein transport. NCBI's taxonomy places the organism in Eukaryota, Metazoa, Nematoda, Chromadorea, Rhabditida, Ancylostomatidae. The coding region runs from base 1 to 1182 and encodes 393 amino acids. The transcript is spliced from 11 exons. The record is from RefSeq and is a predicted model, not a curated record. Gene Ontology annotation, cellular component: cytoplasm.